This is a messenger RNA of Frieseomelitta varia, 2362 nucleotides long. It is a transcript of the gene Nrk1, whose product is annotated as nicotinamide riboside kinase 1. The record is from RefSeq and is a predicted model, not a curated record. NCBI's taxonomy places the organism in Eukaryota, Metazoa, Arthropoda, Insecta, Hymenoptera, Apidae. Gene Ontology annotation, cellular component: cytoplasm. The transcript has a single exon. Bases 173 to 760 code for a protein of 195 amino acids.
AUUAUAUAUUGCUAACUAAAUUGUGUUGAGAAACACUGACUCACUUUAUUUAAAUUAAUAAUAAAGAUAAUGAACUUAUAUAACUAGACUACUAUUAUCUAUACUUUUCAUAUAUCCAUCUAGUUCAAGUUAACCUAUUCUGAAUUAUAAGUAAAAUUACUAAUAAAAGAAAAUGUCUUCAAAGAAAUGGUUUAUAGUUGGUAUUUCGGGUGCAACAUGCAGCGGAAAAACUACUUUGAGUAAUCAACUUCAGAAGGAGUUGAAAAAUUCAGUGGUAAUACAUCAAGAUAACUAUUUCUUGCCACAAGAUGAUCCACGACAUGUAAAAAUAAAUGAGCUUAAUCAUUUCAACUGGGAGUUGAUAACCAGUAUGGAUAUGGACAAAAUGUAUUCAGAUAUUUUACAAUUAAUUGAAUCGUCACCAAGUAAAGAAAGUUCUUCAGAAACAAUUGAGAAUAUAUUAAUACUAGAUGGGUUUUUGCUUUUUAAAUGUGAGGUUAUUUCAAAUUUAUGUGACCGUAAAUAUUUCAUAACAUUAACAAAAGAAGAAUGUUGGGAAAGAAGGAAAGGAAGAGUAUACGAACCACCAGAUGUUCCUGGGUAUUUCGAAAAAGUAACAUGGCCAGAAUAUGUAAAGCAUAGAGACGAAUUAAUAAAAGAUAAUGAUUUUUGUAACACGACAACAUUCAUUGAUGGUUCUAAAAGUAAAGAAGAAAUAUUUCAAAUGAUUUUUACGGAAAUAAAAAAAUUAUUAUCGUAAAAUCUUAAUUAUUAUUACAUAUAAAAAGAAAAACACUUAGAACUAUAAAAAAUAAAUAAAUUGGUUUUGCAUAUUUAGCUAUCAUUUAACAGAAAGAUGAUGAUGUUACAAACAUUAGUUCCAAAAAAAAACAUUCGUUAUACAUUCCAAUGUUUCAAUAUUUAGAAUAAGAUAUAACUAAUAUUCUGAAAUAUUUUCUGUAAUAAUCUCUAAAUCAUUUAUCUUAAAUAUUUUUUUGUUAAAUUUGAAAUAAAGUAAUUGCAAUAUCAUACAUUUUAAUUCUGUAUAUUAAAUUUCCUAUAUAAAUGGACAAUUGCUUUUUACUGAGCUGAAGAGCUUAGUGUACUUACCUGGCACAAUUGUGUAUUGAACGAUUUCUUUUUUUUUUUUUUUUUUAUAAAUGAUAAGUACAUUUCUUAUAUUUCUUCACUUUUCUUUUUGUGAGAAAUGUAUGUACAUAUGUCAUUGUUGCAUUAUCAGAAUUGAUGAAUUUUUAUGAAUUUGAAAAUGCCCAUAUAUGAAUAAAAUGUGAUUUAUGUUAAAAAUGUGAUAAUUUUGCAGCUAUGUAUCACAAUAUUCUAACUACAACAUGUACAAUUUCUUUGUUGCAUUGCAUAUAAAGCCUGCUUCAGAUGUUAAGUAAUUACAAAAGAAAUAAUUUUAAAUUCCAUUCUAUGCAUAGUAUAUUUUGUACAAAAACUAAUGAUAUAAGGCUUAGAAAAUAAAGCAUAUUUAAAUUAGUAACUCCUCACAGACGCUUUAUAACUUAUAGCUUAUCUAUCAGCCUUCAGUUUUAGAAAGAUCCAGAAAGGAUACAUGUGUGAUUUACUAUAAAAAGGAAAUUUUUUAAUUUUUCAUAUUUUUUGUUACUUUUAUCAUUUUAAUAGCAAUUAUAAUUCCACAUAAUGAUAGAUAGCAAUGUUCUUUUUAUUUUGUACAAAAUAGAUUAUGUUUAGCCAAAUUUUGGAUAUUCAUUUUCAUCCAAAACAGGCUUCUAAGUCAAGUUCAAGUCUCUGCUUUCAACAAGAUUUGCUUCGGUUUUUCUCUUUUUUAAUAAAGAUAACGCACAACGACGUGUAUAUGUUACAUGGAAUAGGUGCUAUGUUUAGAUUGACCUUGCACAUUUGUUACAUUUGUUGGAGCAGGUCCAGGUGUCUGAUCAUCUUGAUCAUUCUGUCCACAAGCUUUUCGAACAUAUUGUGGUGUAAGAACAACUUCUUCCUCCAUUUCAAGAACUCGUUUGUCCAGUUCCAUACAUGCUGCCAUUUCCUUUUCUAAUUUUGCCAACAUCUGUGGUGAAUUGUAUUUCUCUGGAUCAUCGUGAAACACCACCAUACCAUCUUUUUGAUUGAUUGUUGCAAAAAUUUCACCAUCCUCUAUCUACAAUCAUAAACAUAAAAUAUCUUUAACAAAUAUCUGUAUAUACAUUGUUUUAGAUAUAAAUAAAAAAUAUAUUUACCAUGUUUAAUAUAUAUUUUUCUGCAUCAGCAGGUCCAGAUAAUUGAACCCUACUAGCCACAUCACUUAAACUAAGAGUCAAAAAAGUUUUUGUCAAUCUUUGUAUAUUCUUUUUAUAUAAAUAGCUGAGCACUUGUUUCACCA